AUGAAAAAAUUACCAAGUAGCUAUUUAGAACCAAAAAUAUUUGAUAAUAAAUACAUAGUAAAAGAAUAAUUAAGUUCUGGUUCAUUUGGUGUUGUGUAUUUGGCAAUUCAUAAGGUAACAAGAGAGGAAGUUGCUGUGAAAUUAGAAAAAGGAUAAUAGGAAACUUUGGAUAGAGAAGUUUAUUUGCUAACAAAAUUGCAAGGUAUUAAUGGAAUAACAAAAUUAUUUUGGUUUGGACGAGAAUAAUGUUAUAAUGUAAUGAUUAUUGAGAUACUUGGUAAAGACUUAGGCUUUUAUGGCAAAACAUAUAAACAAUUAACAUUAAAGACAGGUUUAUAAUUAUUAGAAUAAUUGAUAACUAUUUUUAAUUAAGUACAUUAGAGAGGAAUUGUACAUAGAGAUCUUAAACCUGAAAAUAUUAUGAUGGGCAAAAUAAAUACAUCAUAAGCAUUUUUAGUAGAUUUCGGAGUUUCCAAAUAAAUUUAUGAUAAAGGAAAGCAUAUGUAAAUUUUUUAAAAUCAUUAUUAUAUUUUUAAUAGACCUUUUAGAGAUAAGAAAUCGUUUAUAGGUACAGCUAGGUAUGCUUCAAUUGCAGCUCAUAAGGGAUUCGAAAUAGGAAGAAAAGAUGAUCUAGAGUCUUUGAUGUACGUAAUAAUUUAUUUGAUUCUUGGGUAAAGAAAUUAACUGAUUGAGGAAAAUUGCCUUGGCAAAACUUAUAGAAUAUAGGUGACAAAGAUAGGACUAUUGCUGUAGGAGAAUUUAAAAUGGCUACAUCAAUUUAAUCAUUAUGUAAAGAGUUACCUUCCCCAUUUGCUGAAUAUUUAAAGUAAUUAUCAUUAUAUUUUAUUAGUUAUCUUAAGGGAUUAAAAUAUGAAGACUAACCAGAUUAUGAAUUAUUAAAAAAGAUGAUGAGAAAAUGUUCAGAAACUAAUACUUAUGAUAAUAAAUUUGAAUGGACAGAAAAAUAACCAUAAUAAUAUGAUAAAACUGGAGAUAAUAAAUAAUAAGGUUCAUUUUUGAUUGUUCCUAAUGGUUUAGAUUAACAAUAAAGAUAAACAACAAAAAAAUAAUCAU
Molecule: messenger RNA, 1074 nt
Organism: Paramecium sonneborni
Lineage: Eukaryota; Ciliophora; Oligohymenophorea; Peniculida; Parameciidae
Source: the annotation of a GenBank genome assembly